Salvelinus namaycush (lake trout) is the source of this 666-nucleotide messenger RNA. RefSeq lists its product as uncharacterized. The record is from RefSeq and is a predicted model, not a curated record. NCBI's taxonomy places the organism in Eukaryota, Metazoa, Chordata, Actinopteri, Salmoniformes, Salmonidae. The annotation marks the transcript as partial. The transcript has 3 exons.
UAUCAUAGUGAAAACUAUAAUGGACACAUUGAAGACAGACGACCCAGAGAUGACUUCAGCAGAAGAAAAUCUGGAUAGGCUUCUGUCAAUUGAAGCCCUUCAAGAUGCGUCUGGCAACCUGAUCGCAAAGGUCCAUGGUCUCAUUCAGGAGAUAACCAUAAGACGCCAGCUUCAAUCCAUGACUGGCCACAGAAGCCUCUCUCAACCAGCGCUGCCAAAUCCAGCACUGAGGAAGCUGUCAAAGGACGAUGCGUCAGAGCUCGUUUACAGCUUUGCCCACACUUCUGUUAGCAGACUCCUGGGGCAGUGUUUGGGUAGGCCUAUGCCACCCACUGCUGACAGGGUUUUGGAUCAGGUCAUCAAGUUGAUGACAGACAUGGUGAUGGACAGUCUGACUGAUCUGUCCAAGUCUGCAAUGGAGGGUGACACCAGCAAUGCCGCAAGUGACAUCACUCAUGGCGUUGUGGCUGACCUUAAUGCUACUGAGGAAUUCCCUGCCAGGGGCCUUAGCCCGGCUGAUGUAAAGGCUGACGGCAUGGCCUCUGCCAAGAGACUAAGAAGAACAGGAAGUGGCGCUUCCUACCCAAAAUUGCUGUUCAAGACAAAAGGGGAACCGAAGAGCACCCUGAACAGGAUGCGCUGCCUACCAGACUCGUAUUUCACAGA